AGAAGAAAACUUUGUAUAAACUCUUCCACAAGAAAGAAUCUGAAAUACAGUGAAACAAAAAAUAGCCAAGAAAUAGCAAAGAAAAAGGUAGCCAUGGAUGCGGAAGAAGGUACACAACAACCCCAGCUUGUUCUUGCACACAAACUCUUCCUUUUGACACACCCAGAUGUCAAUGACUUGGAUAAAGUUCGCCUCCGUGAAGAAGUUUUGGAAUCUGUUGUCUCCAAUGAUAUGGUUCCGCUGUAUGAAACCCUAGUUGCUAAUGGGGUUUUGACUGUGGAUCAGAAUGUUCUUGAUGCUAUGCGUGCUAAAAUUGCCGAUGAACUCAAAAAACUCGAUGAAAAGAUUGCUGAUGCGGAAGAAAACUUGGGUGAAAGUGAAGUUCGAGAAGCUCAUUUGGCAAAAUCAUUGUUCUACAUUCGGAUUGGUGAUAAGGAGAAAGCACUUGAACAACUCAAGGUGACCGAGGGCAAAACUGUUGCAGUUGGACAAAAGAUGGACUUGGUGUUCUAUACCUUGCAGAUGGGAUUCUUUGACUUGGAUUUUGACCUCAUUUCUAAAAGCAUAGAUAAGGCAAAGAAAUUAUUUGAAGAGGGGGGUGACUGGGAGAGAAAGAACAGGUUGAAGGUGUAUGAAGGGUUGUUCUGCAUGUCCACUCGUAACUUCAAGAAAGCAGCAGAUCUUUUCCUCGAUUCUAUCUCAACUUUUACCACAUAUGAGAUUUUUCCUUAUGAUACUUUCAUAUUUUAUACUGUCCUUACAAGCAUCAUUACCUUGGAUCGGGUUUCCUUGAAACAGAAGGUAGUGGAUGCACCAGAGAUCUUGACAGUUAUAGGAAAGAUCCCAUAUCUCUCUGAGUUCAUGAACUCAUUAUAUGAGUGUCAGUACAAGUCAUUUUUCUCUGCAUUUGCUGGCUUGACGGAGCAUAUUAAGUUGGACCGGUACUUGCAGCCACACUUUAGAUAUUUUAUGAGGGAAGUCAGAAUAGUUGUGUAUUCCCAGUUUCUGGAGUCCUACAAGAGUGUUACAAUUGAGGCCAUGGCCAAGGCUUUUGGGGUCUCUGAAGAUUUCAUCGAUUUGGAACUAUCUCGGUUCAUUGCAGCAGGGAAGUUGCAUUGCAAGAUUGAUAAAGUGGCUGGAGUGUUGGAAACCAAUCGUCCUGAUGCAAAGAAUGCUCUUUACCAGGCAACUAUCAAGCAAGGGGACUUCUUGUUGAAUCGCAUUCAAAAGCUGUCUCGUGUCAUUGAUCUCUGAAUCAGUUAAACCAUCAAGUUUGAAAAUGUUUGGUGGCCUGUAAUUUUUUUUUUCUUCAAUCUCGCGUAGCACUAAUCUGGAUGUGAUUUUCCUUUUCAUUUCGAGCUCGCGGACUACCAUUUAGUAAUUUUAUGAAAUCAAAGAGAUUUUCUCUGUUGGGAUACGCGUAUAUUUUCAAAACAUUCAGAGUAUCUUCUAAAAUCUUAUUUCCUUUCAA
Molecule: messenger RNA, 1471 nt
Organism: Nicotiana attenuata
Lineage: Eukaryota; Viridiplantae; Streptophyta; Magnoliopsida; Solanales; Solanaceae
Product: 26S proteasome non-ATPase regulatory subunit 6 homolog
Exons: 8
Coding region: 94-1254 (386 amino acids)
Biological process (GO): proteasome-mediated ubiquitin-dependent protein catabolic process
Source: RefSeq, a predicted model, not a curated record